AUGAGCUUGUAUCAAUUUCUUAUCGCCGUCCGCCAAGCUGAUGGGCAGCAGAUGAUGUCCGAGUCAGGCGAAAUCACCAGUCAUCUACUAGGUUUUUUUUACCGCACACUUAGGAUGAUUGACUAUGGAAUCAAGCCGGUCUAUGUGUUCGAUGGAAAGCCGCCGGACCUUAAAAAAGAAGUGGCACAGCUCGCGCAGCGCUUUGGUCGACGAGAAGAAGCGCGUGAGCAAGAGGAAGAGCAAAAAGAUAUCGGUGCGUCUUGCUAG
This is a messenger RNA of Malassezia sympodialis ATCC 42132, 267 nucleotides long. RefSeq lists its product as uncharacterized. The record is from RefSeq and is a predicted model, not a curated record. Lineage: Eukaryota; Fungi; Basidiomycota; Malasseziomycetes; Malasseziales; Malasseziaceae. The coding region runs from base 1 to 267 and encodes 88 amino acids. The transcript has 2 exons.